Molecule: messenger RNA, 786 nt
Organism: Paramecium tetraurelia
Lineage: Eukaryota; Ciliophora; Oligohymenophorea; Peniculida; Parameciidae
Exons: 2
Source: RefSeq, a predicted model, not a curated record
AUGUAAAAUUCAAAAAAGAAGCAAAUAUUUUGCAAUCAAUUCGAAUUAUUUAAAGACAAGAAAUUUAAGCAAAUACCCUCAUUGAAAUUAGUUAAAGUGGAAUAGCCUAUUCAUUAAGAAUAAAUAUUUAAUGAGUCAAGUGCAGAAGAUAUUUUUGAGUAGAUGGGAAACAAGGAAACCAAUCAGGACAAACUAAUCUAGGCGAAUAAAGAAUCCAAAGUCAAUAAAAAUGAUGAUUGGAAAUCCUAUUAUAAUUCAAGAUUAAAGGAAAUUAAAUUAGAAAGACCAGAACUUAAUCAUAAUUAAUUGACACAGUUAAUAUCUGAAGAAUGGAAAAUGAUCAAGAAAUAAUUCAAAAAAGCUCCUUAACCCUCUAAUCAAGACGAAGAUGUAUUGAAUAAGAAGAAAAUAAAGUAAAAUAAGGAUAAAUCAAAAUUCUGUUAAGAAGUAAUCUAUGAAAAAUAGGAAUCUGAUGGUGAACUUGAUUUUAAUGCCUUUGAAUGUGCUAAGUUUAUUGAAAAUUUGCGAGAAAAGAAAUUUAAAUUAGUUAUAAAUGAUUUAACAUAUGAGCUACCGGGAACAGCCAUAAUAGAAGCAGUUGAAAAUGAUUCAGUACUAAUAUAUUUGAGUGAAAACAACAAUAAUAAUAAUACAAAUACGGCAUAUGGAACCCCGAACGAAAAAGUUAAUGCUAAUUUGGAAGAAAUAGGAAGUGAUAGCGAAUAGAGUAUUUGCAAAGGAAAUGAUGAUUUUAUUUUGUAAAACAAUAUCAGAUCAUUUUUAUGA